Molecule: messenger RNA, 1782 nt
Organism: Kwoniella shivajii
Lineage: Eukaryota; Fungi; Basidiomycota; Tremellomycetes; Tremellales; Cryptococcaceae
Exons: 5
Coding region: 1-1782 (593 amino acids)
Source: RefSeq, a predicted model, not a curated record
AUGUCUUUCAUACAACGGUCCAAAUGUCAUUUUGGAGACUGUCCAACAUCAGUCAUCACCACCUUCACUAAUCCCUGCUGCUGGUGCGGGGCGAUAUUCUGCCCUACACAUAACACCGAGGCCUUCCAUCCCUGUCGAGACAUACUGAACCUCUGCAGGACAUACGAGCAAAAAUCCGACACAGUGAUCCAGGGGAUCGUUCAGAGAGCUGCCACAGCAAUGUACGAUGCCCUUCUCACUGAGAUCAGACAAGCUCAACCUGAUAUCGUCAAAAACAUCGAGCAUCUCCGACCCGGUCACUCGUUCACCUUCUCACUACCAGAUGGCGGAACUGAGAUGUCCAGUCAAUCCGAUAUGCAUGGAGCGACCAAUUAUCAUAUCCCCAUUUCAUUUGACGAUGGCGUCAAGUGGUUGCUCCGUGUCCGACAGUCAACAAAUGGGGUUCCUCCCUAUGAUUUUCAACAGGCAGUUACAGUAAGCGAAGUGAGGACUCUUCAGAUACUCAAGGAGAAAGGGAUGCCUGUGCCUAAUGCUUGGAUGCCGUUGAUUGAGCGUACCAAAGCGUCCACAAUUCUCAAAGAACCUUCAUUGAGUUACCUCUUCUGCGAGUUCCUGUCUGGCACACCCGUUAAUCUUCCCAAAGAUGAUGCGGAUUCUAUGAUUUCACCUGGUAGCAAGACACGGCUACUUAUCAGAGAGUUUGCUAAAUCACAGAUUCUGCUUUCUUCUGCUCCCUUCGCGACCUCUCUGAUCGGUUCUUUGACGUCGGCUCCCGUAGACGGUCAAGUCGAGUCAGAUGUCGUUAAGGCAGGGCCCCUGGUAGAUUUCGGUUUUCAACACCUAGCGGACCCGCCGAAUUUUCCGGGGCCAUUUCAAACCAAUCAAGAGCGAUAUUUGUCAUUCAUAGACAUCGCCUUAUCACAUAUCGCCAAUCAAUACAUACACCAAGCGAAUACCUUGGACGCUUAUCUUUGGCAUCUCCAGCUGAGGGAGCUGAUUAGUAACUGCUCAAGAUUGAAUCAGCGUCCUUUUGAGACCUACAUACGGCAUGCAGAUGCUAAAGGGGACCAUUUGAUGCAAGAAAUAGACGGCAAGAUUACUGGAAUCAUUGAUUGGGAGUGCGCAUAUGUAACCACAAAAGCUGAGGCGUUUUCCGCUCCCCUUUUCAUCUACUAUAACCUUGAGUCAACAUUCAGUGAGAAUGAUUUCACACCCGCAGAAAAAGUGUUGAUCGAAUCCUACCAUCAGUUGGGACGACCUGAUAUGGCCGGAUAUAUUCGAGACGGAAAGAUUUAUCAGCGUCUUGGGGAUAUCGGCGGUUACUGGCACACGAAAUUCAUGCAGUCCGACGUUCUUGAGGUAUUCAAUUGCGACAUCCCCGACUCCUUUCAGCCGCCCUUAUACGUGGGAAGCGAUUGGCGUUUAUAUAUAUACAAUAGGUAUCGAGAUGAUCCAAAUCUACAGGAAAUCAUUCGACAGACCGCUUGGAACGAAAAGGAGGAAAACCGUCUGGCAGCUAAAGGCAAAAAAAAGCGGGAACGUGAAAGGAAAGCUUAUUGGGCUUUGUCGCCGGACCAACGUGCCGCCAAGAUCGACAGGGAACGUACCGCUCACUAUCUAGCUUUACAGAAAGCGAAGCCUACGCCAAAGCGUUUCGAGCUACACGUCAAGGAAGAGGACUCUGACACCGAAUCCGAGCAUUCUAUUGCUCCGACCAAGUGGAGAACGACGUUGGAAGGUAUUCUAUCAUUUUUCAGAGGACGUCAGGGCCGAGAUCACUAG